AUGCCGCGGGUGGGGGAUGGGACCUUUGGGCAGUCGGGAAACUAUGUUACGAACGCGUCUUCAGACGACAGUCUAGAUGCCAUGAUUGCAGCUUCAAGCCAGCAACAACGGAUAUCAGCCGCACCGAUGUCAGCACCCAAAGCCAAUGCCCAAAGUCCAGUCCCAUCGAGUAUUCUUCGAACUGGGUCUCAUUAUGAUGGAGCUGCCUUGAGUCCCAUUCGUCAGGGAGCUGCCUUGGAAUUGCCCACUACCAAUUCCGCAUUGCCCCCGCGAGGAGCACCUGUAUCCACUAGUCGAGUUCGUGUCCGUGCGGCCGAAUCGAAUUUCCGACUAGGUAGUGGCUCUUCUUCUGUGAACAGCAGUCGACAACAACAUUGGGGCAUGGAAUUGCCCACGACUAUUGAAACCACGACCAGCCAGAAACCAGAGACGACGAUAAUGUCUCGCACCAAAGUACGAGCUGCAGAAACCCGAAGUCGAAGGGAUGACAGUAUGCAAUUGCCUUCCACACGGGUUGUCAGUGAUACCGAUGUCGGAACUUCCAAUAAAAAGCAAAUAUGGAGGGCAGCUGAAUCUGGUUCAUCUCCCUUGUUGCCAGACUAUUCAUCCAACGACAACAAUCAUAAUAGUAACAACAGUGCCAGUCGUCGAAGACGGGGAGCUCCAGCCCAACGAGCGCCUCCGGAUCGAUCGAGGACGCGUUCGACGCCUUCCUUGCGGAAAAUUGUCAUGCGUGGGGUGAACGGUGGCACGUCACCCGUUUUGCCACAAACGACAUCCGAAUCCAUGUCAGCAGCGGGUCCGUCCAUGCCGCAACGUCAGACGAGUGGUGGUGGUAUUCGAAGGCGAACGGCCUCUACCACUGGUUCGGACGAUGAGGAUCUCUACAGUUAUCCCUCGCGAGAUUCUCCCUACAAGUUCAAAAGGAGUCGAAAACAUGGGAAUUGGUACAGUUGGAGGAAUUUGACACAACUGAAAGUGGGACACAUGGCACAAGCGCUCUUCAUUUUGGCUGUGACUGUUCUGGUGUACGAAUCGCACAGCAAGGCUAUCUUUGCGGCCAAUCAAUUGAGUCAAUUCAAAGAAGAGGAGUCUCUCUUGUUAUUGCAUCUCCAAAAAAUUGAACAGCAAUCGAUUCAACUGCACGAGAAUCUCAGUCGAUUGGCCCAAUCUGGUGGUCCGAUGGAACCCCUCAUGGAAGAAGUCGAAAAGAGGGCCGAGAGUGGUGAUGUGGAUUUUGAUUUGAUUCACAAGCAAACGCAGCAAUUGUAUCAAAUGGAAGAAGAACUCAAUCAUGAGGUGCGCACGCUGCAAGCCAAAAUCCAACAGUCGGCAAGAAAUCACAUUAUUCAAGCCUUUGGAGAAGGUCCCGUCCAAGUCAUUUUAGAACUGGAAUUUCCCGAACAGAGUAGCAGUGCCAAUCAAAUUUCCAUUUUGCUUUGGCAUGAUACUCCGCAUGCAGCCUGGACGUGGUUGGACCAAAUUGGAAAGCAUACUUGGGAUGGGGCCAAAUUUAGUUGGCAACAAAGUCACAUGAUUGAUGCCAUUCCGGUCCAUGUCGACCACAGUGGUUCCCGCAUUGAAUUUGUCGAGCAAUCCCAACAUGGGCACGACGCCUGGACAGUGGGGUUGCGGGAGUCAGACAUGGGAGACUUGCAAAUGUUUUUCAAUCUGCAGGACAACAGCAACAUUCACAAGCAUGAAGUGUGUGUUGGAAAGGUCAUUGACGGAUUUGAUGUUUUGCAGCAUUUGUUGGAGACAUCACGUGCGCAAAAGAAGAGCGAUGACAAUGUCAUUCGCGUUCGAACCGCAACUGCCAUGCACGUGACACGAGUUGAAAAUUUAUAA
Molecule: messenger RNA, 1848 nt
Organism: Cylindrotheca closterium
Lineage: Eukaryota; Bacillariophyta; Bacillariophyceae; Bacillariales; Bacillariaceae
Source: the annotation of a GenBank genome assembly